UCAGUUCUGGCUGGCCUGGGGGCAUGGGUGACCCAGGAGCCAGACACCCUGGCUCUGAGCCCAGAAACCCAUGUCGCCAAUGAGAUUAAGAGCGAGGAUUGGAGCCUGGGGACGACCCCGCCUCUCUUCCCUAUGGAGCCGAGGCGGAAGGUAAACGAAGAAGCCGGAGAAGAGGCAGCUGAUGGCGGAGGCUCCUGCGCCUGAAGGGAGCCAGUCCUGAGGACCACAGAGCUCCAGCGAUGUCGGUGGCCCCGCUGCUGCCCACUGAUGUGACGGUGACCCGCCUCUCCCACUCCACCUGCCUGUACAGCCGGACCGAUCUGCCAGGACUACCCAGCUCCCCAGGCCCGCGUCCGCUGCUCCUGCUCCUGCCCUGGCUGGGGGCAAGGCCGGCAGCCCAGGCCAAGUACCUGGAGUUGUAUCUGCCACGCGGCUUCGACGUGCUGGUCGCCGAGAGCGCGCUAGGCCACUUCCUGUGCCCGCGCCGGGGCCUGGGCCACGCGGCCAGGCUGCUGGCGCUGCUGCAGGUCCCGGGGACAAUGGCUGGUCGCCCGCUGGUGGUGCACGCCCUGUCCCUGGGGGGCUACACCUUCGCUCAGAUGCUGCUGCUCAUGAGCCGAGACCUGGGGCGCUACAGCAGCGUGGUGCAGCAGCUUCGGGGCCACAUCUUUGACAGCCUGGUGGUGGGCAGCCUGGAGCGAAUGGCGUUGGGUGUCUCUCAGCUGAUGGGUCCUCGUGCCCUGAGCUCCGCUGUCAGGGCCACGGCCCUGCUCUACUUCCGCCUGUGUCCCGGCUGCACCGUCCGGCAGUACGAGGCGGCCCUGGGGGCUUUCUGGCAGCCACCCGUGAGGCCCCCCACGCUCGUCUUCUACAGCCACGACGACCCCCUCAGUGACACCGCCCGCCUGCAGGAGCUGUUGGCUAGUUGGCGGCAGGCGGGCAUGCCUGUGUGGGCCCAGGCCUGGGAGGCCUCCCACCAUGCUGCCCACCUGCGCCAGCACCCCCGGGAAUACCAAGAGGCCCUCACCACCUUCCUGGGGAGACUGGGCCUGGCCCUUCCCCCAGCCCGGCUCUGAUGGGGCCUGGGCCCGUGGCCCACUGGAUGGGGACAAGAAAGACAGUAGAGCAGCAUUGGGACCAGCUUGAUUUAUUCAGAUUCAAUAUACAACGAUGCCAACAGGA
Echinops telfairi (small Madagascar hedgehog) is the source of this 1182-nucleotide messenger RNA. RefSeq names its product transmembrane protein 53-A-like. NCBI's taxonomy places the organism in Eukaryota, Metazoa, Chordata, Mammalia, Afrosoricida, Tenrecidae. The transcript is spliced from 3 exons. Gene Ontology annotation, molecular function: serine hydrolase activity. The record is from RefSeq and is a predicted model, not a curated record. Bases 240 to 1076 code for a protein of 278 amino acids.